UUAAUCACUCAUGUGGUUGAGAGCUGUUGGCAAGCCGAGCUCCACGCGCAGCAGAGAGAGGAAGAAAAAAGAAAAACAGAAGAGGGGGAAGAUAGAAACUUUAUGUGGUGGGGGAGAAAGGAGAGAAACAAGAAGGGAGGAAACACUGAGGUGGAGAACUUAAGAGGAGAGUUAUCUUUGGUGACACCUCUGAGCUGAAGACAAGUCCAGUCUACAACCAGGCUGAGAGGAGAGGACGUGACCAAAACCUCUAACAAUCAAGACCUAAAGGAGCCCAGGUUCUCCUUAAAUCAAGGCCCAGAUUUCUCCUGAUUCUACUGAAGAGGUCUCCAUCGACGCUGCCGUCCAGAUCGGAGUAUGUCCUGCCAUCCCUGUCACCCUUGCCGCUGACCAAGGCGCUGGGCAUGAUCUCACACUACCCUCUGACCACGCUGCUGCCCUGGCCGACGGGUCCCAACCACCACCACUACUCAGACCUGGACUGCAGCUUACUGCUGGAGGGGGAGGGAGGGGUCUCCCUGCAGAGGUACCAGCCUCGCUCCCCAGAGAGCAGCCCCCGACACUGGAGCUCAGUGCAGGACUGGGGGGAGGAAGUCGAGGAAGGAGCCAUCUACAAUGUGACACUGAAGAGGGUACAGAUUCAGCAGGCGGCCAACAAGGGGGCGAGAUGGCUCGGGGCGGAAGGCGACCGCCUGCCUCCCGGUCACACGGUGAGCCAGCUGGAGACCUGCAAAAUCCGAAGCAUCCGCGCCGGAACACUGGAGCGUCUGGUGGAGACGUUACUGACGGCGUUUGGAGACAAUGACCUCACCUACACCUCCAUCUUCCUGUCCACCUACAGAGCCUUCGCCAGCACACAGACGGUCCUGCAGCUGCUGCUAGACAGGUAUGGAAGCGUUGAGGAAAAUGAUCAAAACACUGGCAGAUGCAAAGGCUCUGAAACAAAUGGAGCCAUCAAAAGUGCCUUGGCCUCCAUCCUGCGUGCCUGGCUGGACCAGUGUCCUGAAGACUUCCAGGAGCCGCCUGACUACCCGUGUCUCCACAGGCUGAUGGACUACCUGCGCAGGGCCCUGCCAGGCUCUGAGGCUCUUAGACGGGCAGAGGGUCUGCUGGAGCAGCUGCAGAGUCAGGCCGGCAUGGACGACUCCGAUGCUGGUUUCCACGGCAACAGCUCUUUCUGCCUGGGGGAAGAGGAGGAAGUGGAGAUCGAGGUCCAGGAGGACUUCCUGUCGUUCGACUCCGACCUGGUGGCUGAGCAGCUGACCUACAUGGAUGCGCUGCUGUUUAAAAAGGUGGUGCCCCACCACUGCCUGGGCUCCGUCUGGUCUCAGAGGGAUAAGAAGCACAACAAGCACAGCGCCCCCACCAUUCGUGCCACCAUCACGCAGUUUAACGCUGUGGCGGCCUGCGUGGUCAGCACGGUGCUGAAACACAGGCAGAUCAGACCGCAUGCCAGAGCGCGGGUCAUCCAGCGCUGGAUAGACAUCGCUCAGGAGUGUCGAAUACGCAAAAACUUCUCGUCUCUGCGAGCCAUUGUGUCAGCGCUGCAGUCCAACCCUCUGUACAGGCUGAAAAGAGUAUGGGCCUGUGUGCACAAAGACAGCAUGCAGACAUUUGAGGAACUGUCGGACAUUUUCUCCGAUCACAACAACUACCUGACCAGCAGAGAGCUCCUCAUGAGGGAAGGCACUUCAAAGUUUGCCAGUCUGGAGAGUUGUGCCAAGGAGCACCAGAAACGCACCCACAAGAGACUACAGUUGCAGAAGGAAAUGGGAGCCAUGCAAGGAACGAUACCAUACUUGGGGACCUUCCUAACUGACCUGACCAUGCUGGAUACGGCCCUGCCUGACCUAGUAGAGGGUGGUCUGAACAACUUCGAGAAGAGACGCAGGGAGUUUGAGGUGAUCGCUCAGAUCAAGCUGCUCCAGUCGGCCUGCAACAGCUACUGUCUGGCUCCAGAGCCGGCCUUCCUCCGCUGGUUUAAGAGCCAGGUUCAGCUCAGCGAAGAAGAAAGCUACGCCUUGUCCUGUGAGAUUGAAGGUCUCGGUGACAGCAGUCCAACCUCACCCAAACCUCGAAAAAGCAUGGUGAAGAGACUCAGCCUGCUGUUUCUUGGACCAGACAACAGUGCAGCCAGUUCUCCAGUCAGAGAGACGCCGCGCUCGCCUCCUACUGGCAGCUCAGGGGAGAGCAUGGACUCCGUCAGUGUGUCCUCCAGUGACUCCAGCGGCCCGUCGGACAGCGAGGGCCUCACCCCCACUCACACCUCCGACUCCCAGCAAAACAAGCUAUCAGAAUCCUCCUCUUGUAAUUCACUCCACUCCAUGGACACCAGCUCGUCGACAGCCAGCGUCUCCAUGACUCCUGCAUCUCCCCCACUCCGGCCCCCCUGCACCCACAGACGCUCCAUCUCCCUCACACCCAUGUCCCCCAGCUCCCCCAGUCAAAGCCCAGCGUACAACACCCAGGCCCAGGACGCAUGCAUCAUAAGAGUUAGUCUGGAGCACGGCAACGGGAAUCUCUACAAGAGCAUACUGUUGACCAAUCAAGACAAGACUCCGGCUGUAAUUUCUAGAGCCAUGGCGAAGCACAACCUGGAGGUGGAGCCAGAGGAGGGAUACGAGCUGGUACAAGUCAUCUCUGAGGAGAGAGAACUGGUGAUCCCAGACAACGCCAACGUCUUCUACGCCAUGAACACCACCGCCAACUAUGACUUCCUGCUGCGGGUGCGAGGCUCGGCGAGUCGAACGGUCCAGCUCCGGAGCCGCUGUAGCUCCACGCUCCCUCGCGCCCAGCACCGCUCCAGCCUGUCACUGAGACUCAGCAAGGUCACGCUGUGACCCCGGGACUGCAGGGACCCAGCGGUUUGCCCUUACACCACUAAACCAGGAUCAUACAGGGUCACGGACUUGAUGUGACCUGUUGGAGUUUUAGACGAAGACGCUGGAGGGAAUGAAUGGACGAGGAGCUCUGGAGGAUUCAAGAAGGAACACAAGGAGUCCUCAGACUUUUUAAAGAGCUCCAAUUUGACUCUUAUCUUGCCGGUUGAGUCUCACCGUGAACUCUGACCCUCUUGUCCUUUUUGCCCGGCCUUACUAUGGAGCGAUGUGUAGCGUGACUGACUGCUGUGCCAGUGGGACUUGACUUUUGACUAGUGAUGCCUGUGACAGAGUUGAAACAGCGACCCCUAGUGGCCCUCAGCUCUUUACAACAGCAGGUUUUUGCACAUGUUAUGGGAGCAUCCGAACUCCCGACCUCCAACAGUAUUCUGAUAGUGAACAAACUUCUGUUUGCCUUGUGAAGUCUGUGUAGCUGAAUAUUCACUUUACUGGUGAUAGAAGUGUGAUGAAUGCAGAAAAGAGAAGAGGGAUGGUGGAAUAGAAGGAGAAGUGGACGGAGUGUCCAGUCCUGUUGCCUCUACCGAUGAAUGAAUGGACCUCUGAUAGUAUUUUCUGAAUGAUAUUAAUUGAUUAAUUGAUUGACAGGAGCUGUGAUGUCAUUGUUUUCCCUCGUCGGACGUGUUUACCUGCCGUGUCCGGCUCGUGCACAGUGUGCACUGUGUUUGUGUGUUUGUUUGUGUGUGUGUUUGUUUUCAACCCCUCUCAUAUUGUGAGCUGUGUGACGAAUGUUACGUGCAUUCUGAUUGGUUCCCUUUACUUGGUUUUAACAAGUCCAUGGCAACUAUUGUAACGGCCUUAGCUGCCCUACCUUAAGGGUUUAGAGAUGAAAUCUGUGCUGAUUUCUAAUCCAGAGAGAUGUUUCCUCACCUCCUCACAUUUUAAGACUUAUUUUUUAAAUAAAUAAAUACAAAUAAAUUGAUUGUGCAAGAACAGGGAGGAGGAGGAGGAGGAGGAGGAAACUGACUUCCUGGAAUGGAAAACGCCAAGUGUCUCAAACUGAUUUAUACUUGUACCUCUUUGCCCUUCAUUAUAUGAACUAUAGAGUGAGUUGCACUUGUCAGUUGGUAGGUGAAGCCAAUUGGAUGUGAAUAUAGAAGAGUGAACAAGCCGCUCUGUAAGUGGUUUCUCCCCCUUCUUCACUAAAUGAAUUCCUAUUUUUGUUUGUAAUUGUUGCUUUUUAUAUGUUUUUCGUACCACAAUUCAAACCAGACACGUAUGACAGAUUGGAGAGCGAUGAAGUUAAUGUUAACAAAUUCAGAGGAGUCGUUAAAAAAAAAAAAAAAAAAAAAAAAAAAAAAAAAAGACGCCAGUACCAGAUUUUACUGUGAUACAUGUGGAAAUCUUUACUUAGGGACACGUCACUUCAUUGCACACAAGCCAAACACCUCCUCACACGGUAAACCCCCAUCUGUUUCCAACACCAUCAUAGUUUCACAGCGACACUUCUCACCUGUCACAUCACAGAUAAACACUCCUUUGAGCCUUUUGUUUUUUUCUCUUGCAGUUAUAAUCCACUCCCACAGGUCUUACACAGUAUCGUGCCAAUUUGUCCAACCAGUUAAUGUUCCUCGGUUGAUGGUUAAAUUCCCUCUGGGAGAACUGGUUCACUGUUGGCCUUGUGUUAAUGGUCCAUUUGGGCCAAUUAUUUGUCUCCAUGCAGCACUUCACUUUAAAAUGUUCUUAUUAAAUCACCCUCAGUUCCUGUGUUCUUCACUGCCAAAGACUCUUACUCUACCUGAAUAAAUAAAUAAAUUAUUAUCAUUGUUA
Molecule: messenger RNA, 4667 nt
Organism: Anoplopoma fimbria (sablefish)
Lineage: Eukaryota; Metazoa; Chordata; Actinopteri; Perciformes; Anoplopomatidae
Gene: rgl1
Product: ral guanine nucleotide dissociation stimulator-like 1
Biological process (GO): Ras protein signal transduction; positive regulation of GTPase activity
Cellular component (GO): plasma membrane
Molecular function (GO): guanyl-nucleotide exchange factor activity
Source: RefSeq, a predicted model, not a curated record